GUCACACCCUUCCGAAAGGCAUUAUUUAACCAAGAAAGCUUUUGUUGUCUGCCGUUGUAUGCUACGGUAGUCGAGCACUUCGAGGUCUGGUAUUUACGCUCAGACGAAAAAAAUCUGCUUGUAUUAUGGCGGAUAGCUCGGAUGAAAGGUCAUCUUACUUGGUUGUCACCGGAUGGAUAGUGUUACUCGUAUUGUACGUCGUGCAAGUUGUUCUUCUAGUCUUGUUUUUGACAAAAUACGAAGACUCCAAGUACGGCUGGUAUUCUGUUGUGUUUAUAAUUGCUCCAAUAUUAACAGUCGCUUUCUUAUACCGAAACCGGCAAACGAAUGGAUAUGCCAAUGAGGAUAAAGAAAUACGCCUCGUUUGGGCAAUUUUGGGAGCAUACAUUGUGCCGUUCGUUAUUACAGUUGCCACGAUUUUUAUUACGGUUGCGAAAGAGCUGACUAAAAAGCGUACCCUUGGUAUUAAUGCUUUAAAAACGACGCUAUGUAUUACACCAGGAUUGUUAAUCCUUUUCCUGCAGCUUGCGAUUUCUCCAUCUUACCGAAAGCCUGUCGUGUCUCUGUCUAUAGUUGCCGCGUUGAAUAUCUUCGACGGAAUCGAAAUGCUGGAAACCUUUCUGAUGCAAAACGAAGGACUUCUGGAUAUAGACAGCGCGACAGAGGGAGUUAUAGAAUUUUGGAUGCAAAACGGUGGUUAUUUUAAUUUCAGUAGCGCCAACGGGACUGAAAUAUUGAAAACAUUUUUAUUGAAAGAAGACAAACAUUUUGAUUUGAACAGUGAGACAGAAUGGUGCAUCAUUAUCUUCACCUGUCUUUGUUUCCUUCUGUCAUCUUUCGGGUUGGCUCGAAAUAAGUUUGAAGGUGAAGGCAACGUAAAAGAACGGACGAAAAUGUCUAUUGCCUUUAGCUUCCUUGAAAUUAUCUGCAUUAAUCUUCCAUUUCUGGGCAUUCGAGCCUACAUUUGGAAAGAACACAAGUACGAAGCUGCCGUGUUUAUUGCCAAGAAUAUUGUGUCUUUAGUCGUUGGUGCAGUCGAGAUUGGCAUUUUCAUAAAAGUACAACGAGAUAAAUACACCAGACUAGGACAAAUCGAAUCGUAGUUACAGGUAAACUACGUGAAGCGUUCCUCUUUUGAGUUUCUAAAUUGAUUGCAAUUUUCUUCAUUACCUUUGCAAUUUAAAAAACUCCCAUGCAAGUUGCUAAAAGCCAAUUAAAUUUUCCUCAGUUCCUGUUAGAAGUUCUUAACUUCCUGUUAAACUGUGCUGUUACAAGUUCCUAACUUCCUGUUCUGUUCUGCGCGUUGCAAUUGGCUAACAAAAAUAAUCGACCAAUAACAACGCUCAGAACAGAACAGGAAGUUAGGAAAUUAAAACAGGAAGUUAGGAAAAUUUAAAAUGAAGUUUUUUUGCAUUGGAAUAUUGCAACAGCCGAUAGGAACGUUGCAAAUUCCCUCGAAGGAUUUGCAAAGAGUUUUUUAAAUUUGCAAAGCUAAUGAGGAAAAUUCCAAAUGAGUUACGAAGUCAAAAGAGGAACGCUUCACGUAGUUUACCUAUAAAAGUAUAAAGAUAUACUGUGUAACUGUUUCCAUGUAUUUGAACAAUCCAUAUAACGAAACUAUUUAGAAUGGUGCGCACAUUCAUAGCCAAUCAUGAUGUGGCCUGGAAACUCGGCAAACAUCUUUGUUCUAUAUUUCUGUUCAUUGUUUGAGCAAACUUGUGCAUGGUGAAGACAAUAUUAAAUAAACAAAAUUUCAAAAGAUUUAUGGAGGGCAGCAAAAAAUUAGGGAUGCGUGGCACGCUUCAUCUCCCAACCCCUUAAAACCGCCAGCUACGCAUAUUAAUAAAGAUUAAAGUCGGUUUUCAUUUUACAGGGUGUCUAAAAAAAUGGAGACUUUAAAAAUUCACGUUAUUGUUAUAAUUUGAAUGCCGCAUGAGUACUACAGGGUGUCCCAAAAAACCCAAAAUUAUUGAAAUAACGUAUUGUUAGAAUUUGAAUGGCCCUAGCAGUAAUCUGAACGUAAAGGUGCGUAAAAUAUUGAGAGGGUGCAUAAUAAUAUUAUUUAUUAUUCAUUGUACUGUGUUCUCGGUUUUUCAUUGGCUAAAAGCCUACAAAUAAUUUUGGGUAUUUGUAGGUGCCUGCGCUAUUUCCAGCGGAAACAGCAAUGUGCAGAGGUUAUUGGACGGCGCCCGAGAUAUUUCAGCGGUAUUUUAUGUGAAAAUACAAAUUGGCGGGAAAUUUUUAGCUGAAAAGUUAAUCAAUUCAAUGAAUAUUUAUUUGUUUUCAAUUGUUGCUUGUUUUGUUUUCUUUCUGUCACAAAAUUAAUAAUAAAACAAUUAUUGAAUUCGGCUUGCGCAGGAUACCAGAAUUAUUCAGACCUCGGUCAAUGAUAACAUUGACCUCGGUCUAAAUAAUUCUGGAUAUCCUGCUCAGCCUCAUCCAAUAAUUGUUAAAAAUAUUGACAUAUUAGGAAAUAUCUUUGUAAAGCGAACGAUUUUCUGCUCUUGGGAAUUUACUUGAACAGUUUCUUGAUGCACAAAAAAUUACGAAUGUCAAGUUUUUAUUCAAAUUCUAACAAUACAUUAUUUCAAUAGUUUUGGGGUUUUUGCGACACCCUGUAUACUGAACCGAUGCGUAAACACAAUUGAAUCGAAUUUUAUGCAUGUACUUUGAGUAUAAUUUAGCACAACAAAAACUCUUUGCUCUGUAGUCAGUUGAACCCAGCCUAAAUCUAGGCCUUCUAUUUUUAUUAUUUUUUUUUUAAUAUUCCGCGCUUUUUACAUGAAAAGACUGGGACUGGAUGCUUUGGGGGCGGGACGGAGGAUGGACCAACCUCGUACCCAGGGCUUCUGCGCUUAUUGCUCUCAGAAGCCC
Messenger RNA from Paramuricea clavata, 2874 nucleotides. The record is from the annotation of a GenBank genome assembly. Lineage: Eukaryota; Metazoa; Cnidaria; Anthozoa; Malacalcyonacea; Plexauridae.